AAAGCGGAUUCGUUUCGGUGAUGCUGGGAUAAAGGGGCGCAGCGAGGACUGGCUCCCCGCUGCCAGCCCAGCCCAGCCGAGCCCAGCGCCGGGCUCCGUCCGUGCCGAGCCGCCGGGAGCGAUGCGGGGCCGGCCGCGGGGCCGGGGCCGGGCACGGCUCCUCUCCGCCGCACGAUAGAGAAGCCCGCGCACCGUCGGCGGGGAUGCCGGUGAAGCCAGCGCGCUGCCUCCCGCUCUGUGCCAGCGGCUGACUGGAAGCGGAAUGUUUCCCACCCCGGGCGAUGCCCAGCCCUGCUCCUAGCCUGCCUUCCCAGGGGUGACGUUCCCGCCUUCCUGCCGUUCGCAGAGCAGUGCCACCGAGCAUGCCGCAGGGAGCCCCUCGGCAGCCCAAGCCCAGGGGAGUUUUCCAGUGAGUCCAGCUCCUCAAAAACCAGAGUUGCUCCUUCCCACCCUCGGACAGCGAAUUCCCCUGCUCCCAGCAGGGUGUUGAGGUCCUGCAGAGCGGGCUGGAGGAGGGGGCUGCCAUGGAAGAGAAUGUGUUCAGCGUGCAGCAGAUCCAGCCCAACGUCAUCUCGGUGAGGCUCUUCAAGCGCAAGGUGGGCGGCCUCGGCUUCCUGGUGAAGGAGCGCGUCAGCAAACCGCCCGUCAUCAUCUCGGACCUGAUCCGGGGCGGGGCUGCCGAGCAGAGUGGCCUCAUCCAGGCUGGGGACAUCAUCCUGGCCGUCAAUGGCAGGCCCCUGGUGGACAUGAGCUAUGAGACGGCGCUGGAGAUCCUGAGAAGCAUCGCCUCCGAGACCUACGUGGUGCUCAUCCUGCGCGGCCCCGAGGGCUUCACCACUCACCUGGAGACCACCUUCACGGGCGACGGGACGCCCAAAACCGUCCGUGUCACCAGACCCCUGUGCCCGGCUCCCAAGGCGGUUGACUUGUCCAACCCAAGCAAAGAGCAGCCAGCAGCCAUGGGAUCACUGUGGAGCAGGGAAACGGGCAAGGAGGUGGAGCCCCAUGUCCACGUUAACGGGCUCGUUCCCGGCAGCAAGGGGGCAAAGGACGGCGGCAGGGACAAGGACGGGGCUUGUGCUCACUCCUGCCUCAACGGCGGCGUGGAGGACAACGAGCUGCUCAAAGAGAUCGAGCCCGUCCUGGACCUGCUGAAGAGCAGCAGCAGUAAGGACAGCGGUGGAGAUGCGCCCUCCAAGGUAGAGACACGGGAUAUAGAAGUCCAGGUGGACUGUUUCAGGGAAGGGGAGAACAAUCCCCAGAAAGCUCGGAUGGAGAACGAUCGUGUGCCGGGGGACCUGUGGGGGAAGAGCAACGUCCCCGUGGUCCUGAACAACCCCUGCUCUGAAGGACAGCAGCCGCCGCCAUCCGGGCGCCAGUCUCCAACCAAGAAUGCCAAUGGGAGCCCUUCCAAAUGUCCCCGCUUUGUGAAAAUCAAGAACUGGGAGACAGGAUCCGUGCUCCACGACACCCUGCACCUCAAAACUGCCAUGUCCACGGCGUGCACCGAGCAGAUCUGCAUGGGCUCCGUGAUGACCCCCAGCCCCCACAUCCGCAAGGCAGAGGACACCAGGAGCAAGGAGGAGGUGCUGCUCCUGGCCAAGGACUUCAUUGACCAGUACUACUCCUCCAUAAAGAGAUCCGGCUCCAAGGCCCACAUGGAGAGGCUGGAGGAGGUGACCAAGGAGAUUGAGGCCACUGACACGUACCAGCUGCGGGACACGGAGCUGAUCUACGGAGCCAAGCACGCCUGGAGGAACGCGGCGCGCUGCGUGGGCAGGAUCCAGUGGUCCAAGCUGCAGGUGUUCGAUGCCCGGGACUGCACCACGGCCCAUGGGAUGUUCAAUUACAUCUGCAACCACAUCAAGUACGCCACCAACAAGGGGAACCUCAGGUCUGCCAUCACCAUCUUCCCGCAGCGCACGGACAGCAAGCACGACUUCCGCAUCUGGAACGCGCAGCUGAUCCGCUACGCCGGCUACAAACAGCCCGACGGCUCCGUGCUGGGCGACCCCGCCAACGUGGAGCUCACCGAGAUCUGCAUCCAGCAAGGCUGGAAGGCUCCGUACGGGCGCUUCGAUAUCCUGCCCCUGCUCCUCCAAGCCAACGGCAACGACCCCGAGCUCUUCGAAAUCCCACCAGAGCUCGUGCUGGAAGUGCCCAUCCGGCACCCCAAGUUUGAGUGGUUUAAGGACCUGGGCCUGAAGUGGUAUGGGCUGCCAGCCGUUUCCAACAUGCUCCUGGAGAUCGGGGGUUUGGAGUUCUCGGCCUGCCCCUUCAGCGGCUGGUACAUGGGCACGGAGAUCGGCGUCCGCGACUACUGCGACAACUCCCGCUACAACAUCCUGGAGCAAGUGGCCAAGAAAAUGAACCUGGAUAUGAGGAAAACAUCCUCGCUGUGGAAGGACCAGGCCCUGGUGGAGAUCAACAUCGCUGUGCUCUACAGCUUCCAGAGUGACAAGGUGACCAUCGUGGAUCACCACUCAGCCACCGAGUCCUUCAUCAAGCACAUGGAGAACGAGUACCGCUGCCGGGGGGGCUGUCCCGCCGACUGGGUGUGGAUCGUGCCGCCCAUGUCGGGCAGCAUCACCCCCGUCUUCCACCAGGAGAUGCUCAACUACCGCCUGACGCCCUCCUUUGAGUACCAGCCGGACCCCUGGAACACCCACGUCUGGAAAGGGGUCAAUGGGACACCCACCAAGAAGAGGGCCAUUGGCUUUAAGAAGCUGGCAAAGGCUGUGAAGUUCUCAGCCAAGCUGAUGGGCCAAGCCAUGGCCAAGAGGGUCAAGGCCACCAUCCUCUAUGCCACGGAGACGGGGAAGUCCCAGGUCUAUGCAAAAACCCUCUGUGAGAUCUUCAAACACGCCUUUGAUGCCAAGGUGAUGGCCAUGGAUGAGUAUGAUGUGGUGCACCUGGAGCACGAGACCAUGGUCCUGGUGGUCACCAGCACCUUCGGCAACGGGGACCCGCCUGAGAACGGAGAGAAAUUUGGCUGUGCAUUAAUGGAGAUGAAGAAUCCCAACUCCAACCUGGAGGAGAGGAAGAGCUACAAGGUCCGGUUCAACAGCGUCUCCUCUUACUCGGAUGCACGGAAAUCCUCCAGUGAUGGCCCUGACCCCAGGGACAACUUCGAGAGCACGGGGCCCCUGGCAAACGUCAGGUUCUCCGUGUUUGGGCUGGGCUCCAGGGCUUACCCCCACUUCUGCGCCUUCGCCCGCGCCGUGGACACGCUGCUGGAGGAGCUGGGGGGAGAGAGGAUCCUCCGCAUGGGAGAGGGGGAUGAGCUCUGUGGCCAGGAGGAAUCCUUCAGGACCUGGGCCAAGAAGGUCUUCAAGGCAGCGUGUGACGUGUUCUGCGUGGGGGACGACGUGAACAUCGAGAAAGCCAACAACUCCCUGAUCAGCAACGACCGCAGCUGGAAGAGGAGCAAGUUCCGCCUGACCUAUGUGGCUGAGGCCCCGGAGCUCACACAAGGACUGUACAGCAUCCACAAAAAACGUGUCUAUGCAGCCCGGCUCCUCACACGGCAGAACCUGCAGAGCCCCAAGUCCAGCCGCCUGACAAUUUUCCUGCGCCUGCACACCAACGGGCACCAAGAGCUGCAGUACCAGCCUGGGGACCACCUGGGCGUCUUCCCGGGCAACCACGAGGACUUGGUCAAUGCCCUCAUCGACAGGCUUGAGGAUGCCCCUCCAACCAACCAGCUGGUGAAGGUGGAGCUGCUGGAGGAGAGAAGCACAGCUCUAGGUGUCAUCAGUAACUGGACAGAUGAGAACCGUGUCCCACCCUGCACCAUCUUCCAGGCCUUCAAGUACUACCUGGACAUCACCACCCCUCCCACCCCGCUGCUGCUGCAGCAGUUUGCUCUGCUGGCCACCAGUGACAAGGAGAAGAAACGUCUGCAGGUCCUCAGCAAGGGCUUGCAGGAGUACGAGGAGUGGAAGUGGUCCAAGAACCCCACGAUCGUGGAGGUGCUGGAGGAGUUCCCCUCGGUGCAGAUGCCCUCCACGCUGCUGCUGACCCAGCUGCCCCUCCUGCAGCCUCGCUACUACUCCAUCAGCUCGUCCCCAGAGAUGUACCCAGGGGAGGUGCACCUCACCGUGGCUGUGGUGUCCUACCGCACCCGAGAUGGAGAGGGACCCAUCCACCAUGGAGUGUGCUCCUCGUGGCUCAGUCGGAUCCAGACGGAUGAAGUGGUUCCCUGCUUUGUACGAGGUGCCCCCGGGUUCCACCUGCCCCAGGACCCCCAGGUGCCCUGCAUCCUCAUCGGCCCCGGCACCGGCAUCGCCCCCUUCCGCAGCUUCUGGCAGCAGCGGCUCUUCGACAUCCAGCACAAAGGGCUGAAGCCGUGCCCCAUGGUGCUGGUGUUUGGCUGCCGGCAGUCCAGGAUCGACCACAUCUACAAGGAGGAGACGCUGUUUGCCAAGAGCCAGGGUGUCUUCAGAGAGCUGUACACGGCCUAUUCCCGGGAACCUGACAGACCAAAGAAAUACGUGCAGGACGUGUUACAGGAGCAGCUGGCCCAGACCGUGUUCAAAGCUCUGAAGGAGCAGGGAGGCCACAUCUACGUCUGCGGGGAUGUCACCAUGGCCGGGGACGUCCUCAAGGCCGUGCAGCUCAUCGUGAGGCAGCAGGGCCAGCUGUCAGCAGAGGAGGCAGGAGCCUUCCUCAGCAAGCUGCGGGAUGACAGCCGGUACCACGAGGAUAUUUUUGGAGUCACCCUGCGCACGUACGAGGUGACAAACCGCCUUAGAUCCGAGUCCAUCGCCUUCAUCGAGGAGAGCAAAAAAGACACGGAUGAGGUUUUCUGCUCCUAACUGGACCCUUCGCCCCCAGGGGAUGCCAAACCAGUCCCAGCACCUGCUGCCCCCUCCAGCUGGAGGGCACUGGGUUUUGUAUUUCACGGACACGGUGGCUCCUUUCCCAGGGGAACUGCCCAUGGAAAGCGCUCUGUCUCUCAUCCUGUUCUUGUGUCCUGAUGAUGAUGAUGAUAAUGAUGAUGACUUUUAUUUCCUUUCCUUCCUCCUUCUCUCGCUCUUGUCCUGUGGCCGUUUCUUUUCACCUCCUUCCCCUUUCCCUGGAUUUCCCCACUGGAGUUGGAUGGCUUUAUAACCUGCAGUGGCUCUUCUCAGAAUUCCACACUUCCCCUCCUUCCCGUGAGGGCAUUUUGCAGCUGCAUGAAAUCACCACCUUUGUGAUCAUUUGUGGGAGUUCCUGGGGGUGAGCAGAGCUGGCAGGGGCUGGGCAAUGUUCCUUGUCCAGAGCUGGGGGUUGUUCCUGCCAGGCUCCCUCUUUCCCCAUCUUGGGGCUUGGCUGAAUCCUUGUGUUUUCAUGGCUUUUCUCUGGAUUUGGACAAAUCUGGGCAUAUGCCUGAGGCUGGGGGCAGUUGAUGUGCAAUUCCCUUGAAUUUUAUUUAUCCCCAAGCAGCCUGGGUACAGCUGUGUGGUUUUUGAUCUGAUUUAUGUGUCACAAUUGCUCCUAAACGGGCCCUGCUCUGUCUCUCUUCUCCUGCUCUCUUUUCCUGCUCCCUGUGAGCCUCUCCUUUUGCUCACUCCCAACUUUUGCUGCCAUGGAAGUUCUCCCACAAGCUCUGAACACACAGGCUGAGGAAAAGCUCCUGGCAGUGACUUCUCCAGGGGGUUUUCCAGGGAAUAUUUGAUCUGCACCCGGAGCUCUGCAUGCCCUGAUCCCUCUCCCAGGUGAGCCUGGAAAGCCACGAAGAUGGGACAGAAGCAGCUCCCAGAGGGAACAAAGGCAGCUCUUGGAGGGGGAUAGAGGCUCCAGGUCUUUGCUGAGGACGUGCCAACAGAGGAAUCGUGAAAUGCCAGAGCCAGCAGCUCUUAGCACAUCUCAUGACCACUUCUGGGACAGCAAACCCCAGCCCUUUCCACAUUUCAGGGAGCAGAAAGUGCCACUGUGGAGCCACCUGCCUGCCAAGAGAGAUGUGUGUGGCAUUUUGGGGUGAGGCCCCUCUGUGCCACCUGCCAGUGGCACGAGCUGUCCUGUGAGAAGGGAGGUGAGAUCAGCUGCAAAGGUGCCGGGCUCUGACACGCUCACACCUCAGCCCUGCUGCAAGAGCCUGGCCCCAAAAGCAAUUUAACACAACCACAGAAAGGCUGGAGGAAACAGAAAGGCUUUAACAGAGAAAAGCUGUCUGCAAGGGAAAGCAAAUGUGACCUUGUGUGUCCUUCCUGCUGCUGCAGCCUGGAGAAUCACAGAGCAUUCUGAACUUGAAGGGACCCACAGGGAUCCAGCCCAGCUCCUGAUGAAUGGCCCAUCCAGGGAUUGAACCUCAGCGUUUUUUGGCUCUGCCCAUCCCAGGUUUGUCCUCCCUCAGUGUCACCACAAGGACAGCAGGACGUGGCUGCAGCUCUUGCUGGAGGCAGGGAUGCAGGCUUGGCAUCUUGAGGUGGCAGCUGCUGCUCCUCCCCUCUGCCCUGCUGUGCCCAGCUGUGCAUGGAUAUCCUGGAUGGAGCUGAGCUCCUGAGCUGCUGACAGCACAGGGAUUGCCCAGGAGCUUUCACAGGGCUCAGAUCACCUGCCCUGAGCUAAAGGCAGCACAGAAAGGGCUGCAGGAGCUCUGCUGCUCUCCCAGCCCAUGGAACAAGCCCCACCAUCCCAGGCUGUGCUGUUAUUCCCACCCUCAGCCAGGAUCUCCUGCCACACCUCCGUGGGCUGUGACACCUUCUGCAACUUCGACUCCCUGAAGCAUCUCCAGCCCAAAAUCCAGGGGCAUAAGGCCUCCAGGCACCGGGAGACUUUGAGAAUCCAGAUCUGCUGGUGCCAGCUGAGCAUCCAACACGGGAUAAAACGAAUAAAUGCUGCCACGGUGUGGCCAGAGCUCGGCAGGGCUGGGACACACGGCCGGCUCUGUGGCACUGCCUCGGCUCUUGGUCACCUGCAGGGGAAAGCUGGAGAGCACGGAGGAAAGGACAGCCCACCCCAAUCCCAGGGCAGGCAGAGGGAUGGGGCCCUUGGCUUGGGAUGUGUGAGUUUGGGAGGGAUCCUGACUGGGAGAAAAACCCUUGAGCUCCAGAGCUGGGGACUUGCUGCAAGCUUGGCCUUGACUCCCAUCCUGGGGCUGCAGAAACAAAGCUAAAAUCAGAAAGAAAAUCAGAAAGAAAAUCAGACUCAUCCUCUUCUUCUGGGAAAUUUUGGCUCCUGCUUUAUGUUCUGGUUCUCCUUUAGAAGAAGAAGGGAAGAUGCAACCUGAUGAUGAGGAGGAGGAGGAGGCAAUGCCCAAAGAAACAUCUCUUUGUCCUCUUCCCAGCUCCCACCAUGGUGCUGGCAAGGUUUCCCUCCUGCCCUGCCUCCUGCCUGCCCUGCUGUACCACCUCCCACUGGAUUAUUUUGCUUUUUGUGCAUCCCAAAGCUCAUCAGCUCCAUCUCCCUGCCAGGGGAGCCAGCAGGGCAGAACAACCCUCCUGCCAUGGGUCUGCAGAGGGUCUGGGCCAGGCAGAGAGCUCAGCAAACACCUGGAGGGGAAACGCUGGUUUAAGGCUCCUUACCUGGACCUGGAGCAGAAACCCCUCCCUGCCAUGAAGGUCCAUGAGGUUAAACCCCCCCAGGGCCCUGAGCUGCCUCUGCUCCUGCUGGCUCCUCACCAGCUGCACCACUGGGAAUUUUGAUUCACUCUUUGCUGUUGAGUCAGUCUCAGACGUCUGAACUGCUCCCCUUCAUCCCCUCCACCUGCAGGGGCUUCACACUCCCCUCGAGCUCCAUUUUCUCCCUUAGCAACAGGGGAAAGAAACUUGUGGAUGUGCUUCAUUAUUCCUGAGAUGUGGCUCUUCCAGCCUGGCCUCUGCUCACCUCCCUGUGGCCUUUCUGACGUGCAGGUGAAGCCACAAAAUCUCUGCUAUGAACACAGAGGGAGGUGGGUCUGCCCCAGCCUGGGCCCUGAGCUGUUCCAGGGGUCACACACAUAGGGGUGUGACAAAUCUGGGGCACUCAGGUGACAAAUCUGUCCCCUCUGGGUGCCUGCUGCCCACCCCUUCUGUGCUGGACCUGAGGGACCCAGCCUGGCCCUCCUGAGGAUCUCCACCACCACCACCACCCCAAUUUGGAGCAGCUCUGCUCCUUUUCACUCUCCAGGUGUUAAAGAGUCUCUUCUCUGAGCAGGAGGUUUGAUUUUCAAGACACUACAAAGUGGGGUUUUCUGCAAAGAUUUCACUUCCUAAUUCUUUCAAGUGUCCACAGAGAGUCAUUAUAUGGAUUUGAGAUCCCAGGGGGAAAGGUUCUGUGUUUUCCCACCCU
Molecule: messenger RNA, 8253 nt
Organism: Melospiza georgiana
Lineage: Eukaryota; Metazoa; Chordata; Aves; Passeriformes; Passerellidae
Gene: NOS1
Product: nitric oxide synthase 1
Exons: 29
Coding region: 525-4817 (1430 amino acids)
Biological process (GO): nitric oxide biosynthetic process
Molecular function (GO): NADP binding; flavin adenine dinucleotide binding; FMN binding
Source: RefSeq, a predicted model, not a curated record